Messenger RNA from Cuscuta europaea, 2303 nucleotides. NCBI's taxonomy places the organism in Eukaryota, Viridiplantae, Streptophyta, Magnoliopsida, Solanales, Convolvulaceae. The record is from the annotation of a GenBank genome assembly.
GGAAAAAGCACUUUGAUGAAGAUAAAGAAGAUGAUGAAGAUAAGUCGCCUCAAGAUGCUUUUAAGUGUUUUUAUUUUAAUGUUGUAAUGGAUGCUUGUUUGGCUUCUUUGCAAAGUAGAUUUGAUCAGAUGAAGGUUUUUCAAGGUAUUUUUGGGUUCUUGUUCAAUUCACGGAACUUGAAAUAUUGGAUUCUGAUAAGUUGAGAGAUUGUUGUAAGAUACUUGCAGAAGCUCUACAAGAUGGUGAAAAGGAAGACAUUGAUAUGGAUGAUUUAUUUCAAGAAUUGAAAAUGUUGCAAAAUAUUUUACCGGAUGAUAGGGACACAGCCAUUAAAAUUCUUGAUUUUGUGAAGAACUUGUGUUGUUAUCCGAAUACAACAAUUGCUUACAAAAUACUGUUGACAAUACCUGUGACCGUUGCCACAACGGAGAGAAGUUUUUCAAAGUUGAAGAUUCUGAAGAAUUAUUUGCGAUCGACUAUGUCUCAAGAAAGACUGAAUGGACUAGCAAUUUUAAGCAUUGAGCAUGAGAUCUUGGAAAAGGCCCAACUUAGCUUCUCGCCCAUAGGCCCAAAAAAUUACAGGACCGGCCCUGCGUAUGAAUAAAAUGUUUUAAGGGAAAUGCUCUACUGGAUUGCUAUGUCUAGAAGGAUUAAAUGCUUCAAUAAGGUUGCAAGUGACCAAUAUUACCAAGCGCAUGGGACACAAGCUGAUAUCUCGAUCGGCUAAGAAGGCGUUGAUGAAAUUUCUAUACCACAUAUCCUCAGUUAUAGAGGAGAAAGAUAUUUUGAAGAUUCUUCUUUUACUGCUUGGUUAGGUUUGGAUUUGCAUUAUUUGUGCAAUUGGAUGCAAAACUAUUUUCAUGACUUUAUGUAAUUGGAUUUGUAUUCAGGUACAUAGAGUGGUAGGCUAUGCACUAUACCUCGUACUUUGUGUGUUAUCUAUUUUAGUUUCUUGCUAGUUUCUAACUUUUGUGUGUUGUAUGUCAAUUUUUGUGAAUGUGGGAUGGAUAAUUACCCGGUUAGUGGUUACUUUGGGAUACUCAGUGCAUUAAUUCCACUUUGUUUUCAUUUAAAUACAAAAUUUCUGAUAGUUGAAAUUAAAUUGUCUGCUAUAGCACCUCUAACACUACCCACAUUUCCCAUUGGGUGCAAUUACUUGUAAUAUUAAUAGCGUCAAAUACCUUUAUUUCAAGCACUUAAGCCAAAUGUUCCAAAAGUAUAUAUAUUUGCAUUUCCUUUUCCUAUUAUUAGCGUAUUAAGACAUUCAGUUUAUAGUCAAAAUUACGUAUGGAGCGAGAGCACUUGACCGAUCGAGAGGUGAAAGGUACGUAUGAUUCUGACUCUAUUUUUAAUUAAAUUAUGAGAGAGAAAAUUAAAAGAGCUGGAAAGAACUUAAUCUGAUUUCCAACCUUGUCAAGAAAUCCCAGAGCUAAUUAAUUCUCUCCAAAUCUCUUUUAUUAAUUUAAUUGAGAACCCCUUAUAUAGACAAUAAGAGUUUCCUAAAAAUAAUAGGAAGCUAGAUUGCUAUUCUAAAAGAAAUACGGAAUAUGAUGGAGGAAGACUAUUCCAAGUAGGACUAAUAAAUAUUAAAUAGUAAUACUAAUACUAUUAGAACUCUUCUGCUUGUUGGGCCUUUUUCCUUGGCCACUUUUCCCGUUAACUUCAUCUAUUCCUCUUUGACCUCUUCUUUUUGUAUGUCCGACCAAAAAUUUGGGCUGAGAUUCAAAUUAAUUGAAUUGGUUGUGUUCCUGUUUGAUUAGUAAAUUUUUUGCUCUUUGCAGAGUUCAGUAAACCUAACUUUUCUGAAGCUUCUUUUAACCAAAGGUAUCUUUGCUUCUGAUCUUUUUCAUUUGUAUCUCUCUUAUAUAAAGACUAAGAGAUUUAGAUAUACACAAACUUGUAAAAAUGAUGAACUUUGUCCCCCCAUGAUGGAGUAGCCAGUGUUCUAAAAGGCUCCUUAAGGUUUUUUCUAGACUUCUUUUAUAGAGUUUGGGGAACGAGGAUUGCUUCUCGCCUACCGGUGUGGGGAAGAAGAAUGGAAAAGGUUAAAAAUAAAAACUACGUACUUCGGAAGAGGCACUCAAAUUUGGUCACAACACCACCCAGUUCUCUUUCUUUUGCAAAGAAUUAAACUUUGUAAAUUAUUACUACGUAUAAUCUUAUAACCAGUACCAAAUACAGUAAUUCACUAAAAAACUAUAUGGAGUACUAUUUACUGUUAUUCUUAUUAAUAUGCUUAUAUGUUUACCUGUAUGUUUAGUAAUAUUAAUACUAUUGUGUUUGUAAUCCUUGUUAUUACGGAG